This is a messenger RNA of Coregonus clupeaformis (lake whitefish), 3927 nucleotides long. It is a transcript of the gene toporsa, whose product is annotated as topoisomerase I binding, arginine/serine-rich a. Lineage: Eukaryota; Metazoa; Chordata; Actinopteri; Salmoniformes; Salmonidae. The record is from RefSeq and is a predicted model, not a curated record. The transcript is spliced from 3 exons. Gene Ontology annotation, molecular function: ubiquitin protein ligase activity. Bases 704 to 3433 code for a protein of 909 amino acids. Gene Ontology annotation, biological process: protein monoubiquitination; protein polyubiquitination.
AUUUACAAUACAAAUACAUCUCUGACAUGUCUAUUUGGACAAAAGAUUGGGGAAAAGAGUGCUGCAUUUAUUUGAGUAAUUCACAUCUGGUGUCCAAAACAAGAGCUUUGCAAACAAUUUGACACAAUUAACCAAUAGUGUAACCAAACUCACAAUCAUAGUUGAGGUUUGUAUAUUAUGGAUGGCUAUGGUUUAUUAGUAUACUACUGUCUAAUUUAUGUCCAGUUUAGGUUGAUUUCAAGCUAAUUCACCCUCUGUGUUAAAAGUUCCUGUCAAUAGGUGGCGCACGAGACCAUAAAAGUACUUCCUGCCAAAGCGGAAGGUAAACACCCUCCAGUAUACCAUAAUCCUUUGCGUAUGAUAUUUUUUUUUGCGUUACGUCACGGUAUGAAACAGGAGGCCAAAGAGUGUGGUAACAAACAAAUUAAUUUACUUCUGUUUAGUACAUAUGGAAAUAAUAAAAUAUGAAAAGAUUAUGAGAGGUCUUGAGUGUUGUCGCCGACAGAAGGAUUCCUAGACAUUUGCCUCGGAUCCCCUGCUUUUUUUUCUGGAUUAUCGGUCAGAGAUUGGGGCCAAAGUCAACCAUUAUGAGUGUCCACUGUCCAACCCUAGAUGAGUCAGAACGGCUAGCUGCUAAAAAAGUUAGCUAUCGAGCUAGCUAACAUUAACCUUUCCAAGUAAAAGACAAGUUCAGACUAUCACCAUGGCAGCAGCAAAGAUGACCUUACGGCUACGCAAGAAGAGUGCCCCGGACAAGGCCUCUGACAAGACCUCUGAGGUUUUGUCUGCCGAGGCGUCUCCUGACUCCAAGUGCCCCAUCUGUCUGGACCGAUUCAACAACAUGGCCUGCCUCGAUCUCUGCUUGCACAAGUUCUGCUUCCGCUGCAUCCACGAGUGGUCCAAGAACAAAGCUGAGUGCCCUCUAUGCAAGCAGCCUUUCAACUCUAUUUAUCACAGUAUACAAUCAGAGAAGGACUUCAAGAAGUAUGACCUGCGACCCACGGAGAACGGUUCCUUUGGCAGUUUCGCAGGGGAACGGUUCCGCUACCGCACCACGCUGACGGGGGCGCGUCGGCAGAACCAGAGAAGGACAUCCCCUCCCCCUGACAACGGGGUCAUGUUCGAGGCCCUAACGGGGGCUUCCCCCCCUCCCCGGCAGGACCGAGGCCUCCGCCACAUGAUGGCGCGCCUGGCGGCCAGGAGGCGGGCAGAAAGUGAGGGCCGGAGCGUGCGCAGCCUCCGCGAGCAGGAGAUGAUCAAGUUCAGACGGGCGCUCUACCGGCGAGGGGUGCGAGUGCGGAGCGUGCGGGACGGCGGCCGUUCCCGGGACAUCUCGGCUGAGUUCUUCCAGAGGAACCCGGCCUGCCUGCACCGCCUGUUGCCCUGGCUGAAGAGGGAGCUGGCGGUCCUGUACGGGGCUCACGGGUCCCUGGUCAACAUCGUGCAGCACAUCAUCAUGUCCCGUAUCACCCGCUAUGACAUGGAGGACCGGGCCAUCCAGGAGGAGCUGCAGCCCUUCCUCCAGGCCCGCACCGAGCACUUCCUGCACGAGUUUGUCAACUUUGCCCGAGCACCCUUCAACAUGGAGGCCUACGACCAGCAUGCCGUCUACGACUGCCCUGCUCCGUCCUCGGACGAGGGCAGCAGCUCCAACUCCUCUGUGAUCGCCAUCUCAGAGGAUGAGGAGGAGGGCGAUUCUGUGGAGCUGGACCCCCCGGGAGACCCCAUGUCCGGGGGCGCCCUGAGCCAGACAACAUGGGAUGACGAGACACCCGGACCUUCGUACUCCACUACAGAACCCACCAGGGGCCUGCUGCUAUCAAUCAGAGACUCAGACUCAGAGAGCAGUGCGGGGGAGGAGUGUGGAGCAGUGUCACAGCCAAAGGCCCCUCGCCUGACUGCGGACUCUGCUCUGGUGAAAACCGACAAGGACAGACCGGCUUGUACUUCUGGCGAUGAGGAUUGCGUCAUCGUUGGCUUUGUAAAACCCCUGGCUGAUAGGACUCCAGAGCUGGUCAAGCUGUCCUCUGACUCAGAGGAGUCUGUUCUGGAGGAGAGCAAAGACGAAGUGCCCAGGCUGCCGCAACACAUCCGCUUCACCAGCCUUAGCCCCACCUCCUCUCAGGGCCAAUGUCCUGGGAGGGCAGAGGGGGCGGAAAAGGAGCAAGAUGGAUGGUGCUCCAAGGAGAGACGUAACACCUCACCCUCAAUUAGACCUGAGUCAUCAUCCAGCAAAAACAGGGGACUGACUGAGAAAGAUGGCAGGAGAUGUCACAGUCGCGAUAGAUCUAGAGAGAGGCCACAGUUGAGAAGCAGAGACCGGAGGAGGAGGUCCAGGAGUGCCGACCGCAGCCGCUCGACCAAGAGCCCAGCCAUCUCCAUCAACAGCGACAGCACUGUGUCCAGAGGCAGGAGGCAGUCGCGGUCCCAAAGCCGCGACUGCUCCCACACUAAAGGGGAAAAGAAGAAGGACAAUAAAGAUGGCAGCCGAUCAGGCCGCAGCCGCGACUCAUCGUCGCACUCCUAUCACUGGCACUACUACAGCCGGGAGAGUGAGAGGGACAGCAGCGCAACACUCUACACGGAGAGGAGGUCCUACUACUCCAGCUCACACAGGAACCCCGAUUGCAGGUCCCGAUCCCGGAGCCAGAGUCGUGAUUCCCACCGGCGGGAUAAGAGGCGCUCCAGAAGUCAUUCCAGCACCUGUUCGCCUUCCGGCGCUCACAGGAAGUCUCGUCACGAGAAGCCCAGCGGGAAGAGAAAGUACAAAACGAGACACCUGGAGGAACCUGCCCCUAAAGACCAGUCCUCCAAAGCCCUCGACGAGCCUCCCUCCUCCAACGCCUCGUCCUGCGUGAAAGACAAGAAGAAGAGCAAAGAGAAGCGUCACAGGAAGUCCAAGGAGAAGUCGGGAGGGAAGAGGAGCAGGAGCCUCAGCGUGGAGAUCAUCUAUGAGGGCAGCUCCUCGGAGCAAACCAGGAAGCACCACAAGAAGAAGAAGAAGCACAAGAAGAAGAACAAGAGGCACAGGAGCAAGGAGCGCACAGGGUCGGGGAAACACUCGCCCACCGUCAUCACCAUAGACAGCGACAGUGACCAACAUACUCCCGCAGGCGCUAACGAUGCUAACCACACCUGCCCGGUAAGCAGCAGCACUAGCAACGACGUGCUAGUGCCUAGCACAACCACCACUACAGGCAACCCUGCAGACUCUGGCCUGCUGGAGUCCAUGUUACAAGACUGGGAACAGCAGAUUCCACCUGUGGGUCUGGACAAUGGAGUGGUGGAGACCACGCCUGCUUUAGCUGCUGCUGCUGACACUGACACACCCACACAUAGGGAGGAGGUUCUGUCCCAAUCUGCCUCUGCGGAUGAGGUGGACUCUCAUAGCCCUUCAAAUGACAACACAAGUCAUUCUUUGGAAGAAUCAUAAUGCUGGCCCCGGUGGGUAGGAAGACAUUUUAUUUACCUUUUAAAAGUGAGUUUUACACUUCACUAUGUAGGACAUUUGAUUAAAAAGUUGAUGUACUGUUCUGCCAAAAGGUGCGCUUUCAUUUGGGAUGUGCCACUUUGGUGUAUGAGAAAACAAAAAGGGGGUAAAAUAUUGGUUUUGAUGUCUUAUUUACAGUGAGAGGCUCCUGUCCAUAAGGCCUACAAAGGUAUUUGUAUAAAAUACUUCAACUCAUUUCUUAUCAGUCAUUCAUUUCUAUGCAUCAAUCUCAGGGAUAACAUGGGCUAAAAAGCUGACAGCUUGUACCGUCGUCUUGAAACCAAACACUUUUUCUACCUGCUUAUCAUGUAGCCUGAUGGAUAACUGCUCUUAAUACUAGCCAAUAAAUCAAUAUGGGAGUGGGAAUGUGAAAGACUGUUGUUGGAACUGUGGAGUUGUAAAUAGUAAUAAACGUUUCUAAACUGAAAUCAACAGCU